Molecule: messenger RNA, 1737 nt
Organism: Solanum verrucosum
Lineage: Eukaryota; Viridiplantae; Streptophyta; Magnoliopsida; Solanales; Solanaceae
Product: protection of telomeres protein 1b-like
Exons: 10
Coding region: 131-1531 (466 amino acids)
Biological process (GO): telomere capping; regulation of telomere maintenance via telomerase
Cellular component (GO): chromosome, telomeric region; nuclear telomere cap complex
Molecular function (GO): telomerase inhibitor activity; G-rich strand telomeric DNA binding
Source: RefSeq, a predicted model, not a curated record
ACCACUCGUUCUUUUGGCGCCCUAAAUUUCGUCGGCGAGCACUCUAUUUCUCCGACUUACCUCCGGUGACCGUGUUUUCUUCAGAAAAACGAAUUUAAAGGGGAGAAAGUACAGAAGUUCCUGCAGAAAAAUGAAUAUCAGUAGUAGCCGGGAUGACUACAAGUUCCUUCAAAUAGUAGAUGCCAGGGCUGCACUUGGCCAGAAAGUUAAUCUCAUCGGCGUCGUUAUCGAAACCGGUCUUCCCAAGCAAUCCAAGGGCACGGAUUGCUUUUGCUCCAUUAGGAUCAUUGAUGAGUCCUACCCAAGCCCAGGGAUUGCAGUUAAUUUUUUUGCCGAAACUAUGGAUAAGCUUCCUGAAGUGCUGACUGUUGGUGAUAUAAUUCAGAUCUCUCAAGUUGUGAUGAAAACUCAUGGACCCGAUAUUUAUGCUUUGUUCAACAAGAAGUUCUCUUCAUUUGCAAUAUUUGACGGAAAGAAUGAUUCAAAUUUCCUCCCUUAUCAAUGUUCUUCUAAGUAUCAUGCUAGAGAGCAAGACAAGAAAUUUAUACUGGGUUUGAUGAAGUGGUUGGUUGAUCACAAGAUUGAUACAGGUUUGACUGAUUUACAUUCGUUGAAAGAGAUCAGAGAAGGAGAACGUUUCAACUUGAUCUGCAAGAUUGUUCACGUAUGUGAAGUUGAAAAAAACAAGUGGAUGCUUCUCGUAUGGGAUGGCAUGGAUACUCCACCGGUCACUAUCAAAACAAAGCUAGAAGAAGAAAUGGAAAACCCACUUCCAUUGCAGCCUGUGGACUUCAUUUUGCAAAGAGAUGUUCUCUGUACCUUGCCACCUCUUGGAACUGUCUUGAGGGUAAUCGUUGAUCGUUGCAACGAGAAACUUGGCAUUAACUUCCUCAAGAGCAAUCGGUGGGUGAAACUAAUUAACAUUAGAUGUGAACUUCAUGCAGCAUUGUGGCAUGCUAUCCUAAUGCCCUUUACUAGGGUUUGCUACUUAUCUGAUGAAGAUGACAUCGUUUUACAGCGCAUGAGCCAGUACGAUGAGCGUCGUAAAUCCAAAUGGGGAUGGAUGCCUUUGUCAAGCUUUCCUUGGUCAUCUGACAUAGCAGAGACCGACUACCCUAAUGUACCUUUUGUCUCCUUGAUGAGAGCUCUGGCGAAUCCAAAGGUCAUAGGUAAAUUCCACUGUGUAGUUCGAGUGGUAGCGGCAUUUCCUUGGCUAGCUGAAGAUUUCCGUUCCCCUUCUGGGGUUUAUAGGAUCAGGUUGACCCUAGAGGAUCCAACUGCAAGAAUCCAUGCAUAUCUGUAUAAAGAGGAUGCGGAACAGUUUUUUGACGGCUACCCCUCUGUUUAUACAUUAACAAAAAAGAGGAAUUUGUUGCUUGGAACUUCUGAAGGCGAUGAUGGUAGUGAAAUGAAUGAUCAUUUUAGAAAUCCACCCUGGAUCAGGUGUUGCUUAAAGUCUUACCAUAUCGACGACAGUGAUAGUUGGGGAAGUAGGAACUUUCGAAUUUUUGCUACCACUAUGAAAGCAUAGGAGAUUGUCCAUUCUGUAUGCCUCCAGUGCUUUCAAUUAAUGUAAUGUAGUUUGGCCUCUUCUGCAAAUGUACUGAGGCAGUUGCUAGCAAGUAGCUUAGAAUGACCUAACCUAUUUCUUUUGCUUCUGUAAAUGUAAUCAUGCUAGCACACAAUAGCUUUGCUUUCAUGUAGGUAAAGAAGCUUAAAGCUCCCUUAUCAUUAUCU